ACCAAAUUGGAGGGACAAGUUUAUAGGUACUAUUUAUACAUGUAUAUGGUACUACCAAAAAAAAAAUCACAAAGAAAAAUGAAAGAAACAGAAUCACAAUCAGAAACAAAAACGAAAACGAGUAGUAGUAAUUGCAUAACAACAACGUCGUCGUCGUCGUCGUCGUGGGGAACAUGGGAGGAGCUAUUGCUAGCGUUUGCAGUUAAACGACACGGUUUCAAGGACUGGGACUCCGUCGCCACCGAGCUCAGUCUCCACUCUUUCAAACCCUCCUCCUCCUCCUCCUCCCCUCCUCCUCUCCCUCUUCACUGUAUGAACAAGUUUCGCGACCUCAAACGCCGCUUCUCUCUCCUCACCAACCACCAAAACGACGUCGCUGCUUCUUUGACGCAGAGCGAGAACGAAGAAAACGAAAACGACGUCGUUUUUUACGAUGCGUGGUUGGACGAGCUCAGAAAACGCCGUGUCGCCGAGCUUAAACGUGACCUCCAACGCUACGACCUUAAUAUCGGGUUGUUGGAGAAGAAGGUGAAGAAGUUGGAGGAGGAGAGAGAGAGCGAGGAAAAGCCAGAUCUGGAGGGAGAUGGAUCUGGAAAUGGCGAGCGGGAGGGGGACGAGGUGUCUCCGGUGACCGGAGAUAAUUCCGACAAGGAUAAUCGGUCGUUUAACGAGUCGAAUUCGACCGAGGGUGAGAAGUCCGGGGAGGGAGCUAAAUCGGAGGGUGAACCGGUUAAAACCGGUUCGGGCGGGCCGGAUCCGGGCAGGGAGGACAUGGAAUCGGGGGAGGAGGUCGCGGCGGCUCAGUCCGAGUCGGAGAGGAAGGGCGGCGGUGACUCGUCCGAGUUGCGUACGGACUCGGCGGCGAGGGGGAGCAGCGAGGUGCAGAGCUCGGCGAGCCUGACGGGGAAGAGGAUGAGGCGGAGGAGGAAGGAGGUUUCCGGCGGCGUGGAUUCGCCGGAGACGGUGGAGGUGGCGAUGAAAUCAGAGCCGUUGGUUGAGAUUUUGGAGAUAAUCCGUGCGUGUGAAAACAGCUCCUUAUUCGAGCGCCGACUCGAAAGCCAGGAAACUGACAAUUACAAAAACACGGUCCGGCAACACUUGGAUUUGGAAACAAUACAAAGCAGACUUCAAAAGGGCACAUAUUCCUCUAGCACCCUCACAUUCUACCGGGACCUCUUGCUCCUCUUCAACAAUGCCGCCAUAUUCUUCCCCAAAUCCUCCAUUGAAUUAACCACUGCCCACCAACUUCGCCACCUUGUGUUAAACAAAAUCAAGAAUGAAAUCCCAAAACCAAACCCGAAAGAAGAUUCACCUCCACCUUCACCAAUAACAAUACCAACACAAACACCAACACCAAAUGCAAUUCCAGAACCUAAACCUGAACUAGAAAGAACUGAUUCAUUGCUUGCAAAGCAGAAGUCAUCAGCUCCUAUAAUAGUUUGCCGUAAACGAAGUUCCAUGUCAGCUAAACCUUCCUCUGCUGUCUUUGGUCAAAAGGACAAGCAAGUAAGUGAUGAGAAGAAGUCAGUUAUUGAUAUAAAGCCACCUCCCGUUAAGCCCUCUUCCACCAAUACAGUGGAAGACAAUAGUGUGAUUAAAACUUACUCGAAAGAGAAGCCUAUCACUGGAGCUAGAAGCUUAAGAAGGGGCAACAAGAACUUGACAAACAAUGUUAGUGCUUCUAGCAAGAAACAAAGCACGAGUCCUGGAUCAAAAGCCGGUUCAGGGAACAAAGUAGAGAGUUCCAAAACUGACAAGAAGAAAACUGAAGCAUUGCCAUUGGAGAAAAAGCGAAGUGCAGAGGAUUUCUUGAAAAGGAUUAAGAGUGGUGGUGGUAGUAGUAAAGAGCAGAAAAGGAGACUUAGUGGGAAGGAAGAUAAUAGUAGGAAAGAGAGGGUGUUGAGGCUAAGUAGCGAUAAGAAACUUGUAAAGGAGGAGAGUAGUCCAUCAAAGAGGAGUGUUGGAAGGCCACCAAAAAGGGCAGCUGAGGCGAGUCCAGUGUCAGCGAAGCGUGGAAAGAACAGUGGGGAAAAGGAAGUGGCAGCCUCAAAUCGGCCAAGAAAGCGGGCUAGGAGAUGAUGAAAAUGGCUUCUGCGGUUGGUUUUGUAUAUUAUGUAACUUUAGGUUAAUUAUUUUCCACUGAUUAGUAUUUGUAGAUCUUCGGCUGCCUAUGAGACUUAGCUCAAAUGGUAUCUUCUUCUCUCCUAGAAGCUAGGAAAGCUAAGAUGAGGUUGUGGAUUUAAGACCUAUUGAUGUAUGUGUAACUUGAAAAAAGAAAGUAGUUGUAGACAGUCUGGUCUCUGUAAGUUGUAUUUUUUCCUUUUGCCUGUUGGUAUGUACAAUGUGUUUCAGACGGAAUGCGUAACUAGUGUGUACUGUUGUUUAGUUUGUGAAUGAAUUCAUCCUUUUCC
Molecule: messenger RNA, 2411 nt
Organism: Quercus robur (English oak)
Lineage: Eukaryota; Viridiplantae; Streptophyta; Magnoliopsida; Fagales; Fagaceae
Exons: 3
Coding region: 40-2079 (679 amino acids)
Molecular function (GO): protein binding
Source: RefSeq, a predicted model, not a curated record